AGCUUGGCUGUUGUGCUUGACUCCACCUUGCUUAUUUAUCACCAUGAGCACUGACUGAGCACCCAAUCACCCAUUCUACGCCCCAGCACAACAGGUUCUUAGUACACCCUCACCUUCAGUCGUCAUGCGUGUCCUCCCCGUUGUCUGCAUCUUGUUGUUCUUCUGCUCAACCACCCCUGCAAGUUUUGCUGCCACAGACACCAUCUUGGCCGGCCAAGCACUUGACAUCAACGACAAGCUCGUCUCCAAGAAUGGCAGGUACGCGCUUGGUUUCUUCAAAGGACGCGGGAAAUCCUCUGAAAGCACUACCAACUGGUACCUGGGCAUAUGGUUCAAUACAGUCCGCAAAUUUACUUCAGCCUGGGUUGCAAAUAGGGAUAAGCCAAUCAAGAACACCACUUCAUUGGAGUUCACACUCUCAAUCGAUGGCAACCUUGUCAUCCUAAACCCAUCUACCAAGUCCAUAAUCUGGUCUACAACGGCAAAAAACAGAAGAAAUAGUACCAUUGCUAUGCUCUCCAAUAGUGGAAAUCUCAUCCUGACAGACUAUUCAAACUCAUCGGAAGUUUUGUGGCAAAGCUUUGAUCACCCCACAGAUACAUUUUUCCCUGGGGCAAAGCUUGGAUUGGACAAGGUCACCGGCCUGAAUCGCCGUAUUGUUUCUUGGAAAAACUUGGUCAACCCAGCUAGCGGUGCGUAUCACUUUGAGUUAGACCCCAGUGGUAUUAACCAGUUAUUGCUUCUCUCAUUGAACUUAUCCGUACCAUAUUGGUCCAGCGGUGUAUGGAAUGGUAAAUACUUUGCCUCAAUUCCAGAGAUGACGUCCGACCACCCCAUUUUCAGUUCAACAUUUGUGGACAAUGACCAAGAGAAGUACUUCACGUAUAACUUAGUACAUGAAAAUAUGGUUACUCGUCAUGUAAUUGACGUCUCAGGUCAAACAAAAACAUUCAUCUGGUUAGAGGACUCACAGGAUUGGACAAUGAUUUAUGCCCAACCGAAAGCUCAGUGUGAUGUCUAUGCAAUUUGUGGAGCUUUCACAACUUGCACUGAUAAUGUGGUUCCACAUUGCAAUUGUAUGGAGGGCUUCACCAUAACAUCCCCCGAGGAUUGGGAGCUGGAAGAUCGAUCGGGUGGGUGUUCUAGAAUCACUCAAUUAGACUGUACUAGCAACAAGAGCACAACACAUACCACAGACAAGUUCUACUCUGUGCCAUGUGUUAGAUCGCCCCAAGAUAACCCAAAAGUAGAAGCUGCUAGAAGCGCCGGUGAGUGUGCACAAGUUUGCCUGAAUAAUUGCUCGUGCACUGCUUACUCCUUCGGCUACAGUGGAUGUUCUAUAUGGUAUAAUGAAUUGCUCAACGUUAGACAACUGCAAUGUAGUGACACUGCCAAUUCAAGUGAAGAAACAAUUUUCCUUCGUCUUUCUGCUAAAGAUGUUCAAAGUUUGAAAAACAACAGAAGAGGGACUGUUGUUGGAGCGGUAACUGGUGCAGGCAUUUUUGUUCUAUGCUUACUUGCACUUAUCCUCUCACUAAUGAUUUGGAGAAACAAAAGGAAGAGCUCUGGCCACAUAUCGAAUGUUUUUCAAGGUUGUAGUGGAAUCAUUGCAUUUAGAUACAAUGAUCUACAGGGCGCAACAAAAAAAUUCACAGAUAAGUUGGGGGAAGGCAGUUUUGGUUCUGUAUUCAAGGGGUUUAUAAAUGAUUCAAUUGCCAUAGCAGUGAAGAGGCUUGAUGGUGCUUAUCAAGGUGAGAAGGAAUUCAGAGCUGAAGUGAACUCGAUUGGAGUCAUCCAGCACAUCAAUUUAGUUAACCUUGUUGGUUUCUGUUGUGAUGGUUCCAAGAGGUUGCUUGUUUACGAAUACAUGCCAAAUCACUCUCUUGAUGUCCAUCUAUUUCGGGGCAAUUCUAUGGUGUUGAAUUGGACGGCUAGGUAUCGGAUAGCCCUGGGAGUUGCGAGAGGGUUAGCCUACUUGCAUGAGAGUUGUCGAGACUGCAUCAUACAUUGUGAUAUCAAGCCGGAAAACAUACUUCUUGACGCUUCAUUCCUUCCUAAAAUUGCAGACUUCGGGAUGGCUAAGCUUUUAGGAAGGGAUUUUAGCAGAGUCUUGACGACAAUGAGAGGAACCGCAGGGUACCUUGCGCCUGAAUGGAUUAGUGGCGUUGCUAUUACACCAAAAGUUGAUGUUUAUAGCUACGGGAUGGUGUUACUGGAAAUAAUAUCUGGAAGGAGGAACACAUGCACAACGUGUUCGAGUAAUGACAACCUUGAUGUUUAUUUCCCUGUGCAUGCUGCACAUAAGCUUCUUGAAGGAGACAUGGAGAGUUUGUUAGAUCACAUGUUACAUGGAGAUGUCAAUCUGGAUGAGGCUGAACUUGUUUGCAAGGUUGCAUGUUGGUGCAUCCAAGAUGAUGAGUUUGAUCGGCCAACAAUGGGGGAGGUGGUUCAGAUUCUUGAGAAGCUAGUUGAGAUCAGGAUGCCCCCGAUACCAAGACUGCUCCAAGCCAUGGCUGGAAGCUCAUCUUCAAUAUGCUCCUAGCCUCCUAAUCUUUUCCAUUUCAAGAAAACUAGCAGGAUUGGGCGUCUAGAUGUUACUAUAUGUGAUAUUUCUAUAUUUAAGACCCCAGUAUAAUGCUUAAGUAUGAUAGGAGUCUGGAGAAAUAUUGCAUUUUGUAUAAAUUUGUACUUAACGUUUUAAUGUACCUAGGUGCAUCGUUAUAAUCUAGUAGAGCCGUAUUGAAAUAGGCGCCAUGGA
Molecule: messenger RNA, 2758 nt
Organism: Brachypodium distachyon (stiff brome)
Lineage: Eukaryota; Viridiplantae; Streptophyta; Magnoliopsida; Poales; Poaceae
Product: G-type lectin S-receptor-like serine/threonine-protein kinase At2g19130
Exons: 1
Coding region: 125-2542 (805 amino acids)
Biological process (GO): protein phosphorylation; recognition of pollen
Molecular function (GO): ATP binding; protein serine/threonine kinase activity
Source: RefSeq, a predicted model, not a curated record